This is a messenger RNA of Acipenser ruthenus (sterlet), 4644 nucleotides long. Its product is annotated as tetratricopeptide repeat protein 24-like. NCBI's taxonomy places the organism in Eukaryota, Metazoa, Chordata, Actinopteri, Acipenseriformes, Acipenseridae. The record is from RefSeq and is a predicted model, not a curated record. Gene Ontology annotation, molecular function: protein binding. Bases 212 to 2092 code for a protein of 626 amino acids. The transcript is spliced from 14 exons.
UUAUAACGCAGUAGCCGAUUAUUUUACAUGGAAACCUGCAUUCAUUACACUGUAGAGAGUUGUCAUAUUGCUCGUUCACUGGGGGCGGAUACAAUCAACGUCAGUCAAAAAACACGCUUGGAUAUUUAUUUAUUCGCAAAAGAUUGAUACUCUUAAGGUGUAGUUCAUCUCUUUAGACUGCAGCCCUGAUGGUGUAGCUGAGCCUGGCACAAUGAUGGCCUCACAGGUACCCCCGGCGCCCCAAGUUGAGCGUGGGUCAAGGGGGAGCCGGAGGGACAGGAGGGAGGAGAGGGGGGACAGCACUGCCCGGGACCCACUGCAGCUCCAGGCUGAUAUCGAAGCCCUCACGGCAGCCGGACACCGAGCUCUACUGGGGAGAGACACGGUGGAGGCAUUGGCAUGCUUCAAGAAGGCUUUCCUGACUUCCCUGCAGGUGAAGGAAGCCCAGGUACAGCGAGCCUGUGCCUUCAACCUGGGAGCUGCCUAUGUGGAGGUGGGGAAGCCAGAGAAAGGUCUGGGCUUCCUGCAGCGAUCGCAGCCCCCGGGCGAGGGGGGAGAGGGGGUUGGUGAGAAGCGGGCGGACCUGCACUUCAAUCUGGGGGCGGCCCACGAUGCCCUGGGGCAACACACCACUGCGGCCGAGCACUACCGCCAAGCCGCCGAGCAGUAUGGGAGCAGAGAAGGGGGGAGGAGCGAGGCAGAGGCGCGCAUGAAGCUGGGAAACUGUCACCUGCAGAUGAAGGAGCCUGCCAUGGCAGCCCACAGCUUCCAGAGAGCAGGGGAGUGCUACAGGGCAGCAGGGUGUGUGGAGCCAGCAGCCACGGCGCUCAGGGAGGCUGCAAACCACAUGCUGCAGAGCCAGGACUUCACUGCUGGGGAGAUCGAGCGUGUGCUGGGGGAGUGCAAGGAGCUGUGUGAGAGAAUCCACAACAAGGAGGGGCUAGGGAACCUGUACAAUGACGUGGGACUGAGCUUCUGCCAGCUCAAGCGCUUCUCUGAGGCGGCGGUGUGCUUCGAGCGAGCCUUGCCCCUGUCUGCAGGAGGGGAGGGGGGAGACCGCAGGAGGGAGGCCGUAGUGCUGCAGAACCUGGGGGCCGUCUACAACUCUCUGGGGGAGUACAGCCAGGCACAGAGCUUCCACAGGGAGGCAGCAGCCCUGCAUGGCUCCCGGGGGAACCGCAGCGCUCAGGGGCAGUGCUUCUGUAACCUGGCGUUUGCUCUGAGCCAACUGGAAGAGCAUGAAGACUCUGCGGAGAAUUACCUCCACGCACUGCAAGCGUUCCGAGACACCGGAGAUUUCCAUGGGCAGUGGCAGGCGUGUGAGGGGCUGGGAGCUGCUAAGUUCCGCCUGGGAAACCCGGAGAAAGCAAUGCUGUAUUACAAGGAAGCGCUGACUCUGCUGUCCAAGAGCAAGGACUCCUCGAGCUCGGCUCACGAGCGCAUCGUGAACAAGCUGACAGACGCCAUUCAGUUCAAACUAUCCACUCAGAGCCGCUACUCACACGCGAGAGGGAUCCAGCCAGCCACGCCCUUCAAGCUCCUCCCAGGAAGUGGCCCCGCCCCCCGACAGACCCCUCCCUCAUAUGUCGUCAGAGAGCUCAGUCAGCAGGGAGCCCCCCAGUUGAGCAGGGGCCCCCAGCCCACUGAGCCCCAAGGAGACCAGCCCGAGCCAGGCCACAGGGGCCAGGGGGCGGAUUGCUGCAGCCAGCCCAGGGAAGAGACCUCACAACCGGCAGAGGAGCCAGGUGCAGAGGGCAGGACAGGCUGUGACAGUGUGGUGACACACCCGGAUUCAGAGCUCAGCGACAGACCAGACACAGAACCCCAGUACCAGACUGUGCAGCCUCAGGCCAACAGGAACCUGAACAACACUUACCUGCAGCCGGACCCCCAUUACCAGAACGACCGCCUGAGCGGGACCCUGCUGCCCACACAGAGGAGCGAGCACCUGUAUGAAACAGUAAAGCCAGGAGCCCUGCAGGCUGACAGAGACAGGCCUGUGGAUCACAGCUCUGAGAUCUCCUGCAUUAGUGACGAACAGCACAGCAAUCAGACAGCAAGCAGGCGAUCCAGGCUGUGUGCUGUCAUGUGAACAGUGAAGAAGAUAUGUGACGGCUUCAUGAUGCACAAUGUCAACUUAUAUACAGAGUGUGUGUGUGUGUGUGUGUGUGUGUGUGUGUGUGUGUGUGUGUGUGUGUGUAUAUAUAUAUAUUAGGGAUGUCAGUUAAUCACAGUUAACUUCUGCAAUUAACAUGUUCAUUUCUUUGGCGAUUCAUUUUUUAAACACGUGUUAAUCGCACUCCCCUGGUUUGACCCUCUUAGCACACCGUAACUCACUGCCUGCUGCCCCAUGUUCAAGUGCAUGCAACGCAAUGAGUGCAGUCGAGGUUUGCAUAGAAAUUUAGAAAGUCAUUAUGGAGCAAAGCACUACAAGUAUAAUACUAUAAUAGAAUCUACAAUGAAUGAAUAUAACCCUUUGUCACAAAGACGGCCAGAGUGGGUUGCGUCAGACCAGAAAGGAAUUCAAACAAAGACAGUGGUUGUGAUGAGCUGAGUGCAAUGGCUGCACUCAGCGUUUAAUAACAAAAUAAAAGGUUUAAACAACGGAAUACAAAACAGGACACGGCACUUGACGCCAAAAUAAACAGACAGACAAAACGGACUAGACAGUGCACAACACACAGACGAACAAACACGGUGAGUGAAAACACUUUAACUAUUAUUAUUCUUAUUAUUAUUAUUACCUCCGUCUCCAAUCCCGUUCUCCACUCACCGAACACCUAACCCUGAGUGAAAGAAACGUGCAUCUAUAUAUACUGUUGUGCUGGGAUUCAAUUACUAAUUAAUUAUUCACUUGAAUCCCAGCACGUGAAUUAGUUCUGUGCAACCCCGUGCCUAAAUACAAAUCUACACUUUAAACACACGUGAAACACAGACCCGUUUAUAUCCCGUGUACCAAUCUAUACACCAACAUUAACAUACGCACGCAUACAUACAACAUAGAACACACAAAUGCACACAGGGGCGGGGCACUUUGCCACACCCUUACUCAAUGAAUGCUUUGUUUUAUUUAGAAUUUUAAGCUAUCAAUAAAAGAUAAUACCCUUUUUUAAAAUGGCAAUGAAACAUCAGUAAAGGACACCAUUUCAAAGGAAACUGAUUAGAAAAUAUAUAGUAUAAUUUGAAAUGUAUUAAGGUGAGUAAUAAACUAACUCCAUUGUGAGGUGUUUCUAUGCUGGGUAGUUUUUUUGAUGAUGAUAAUAAUAAUAAUAAUAAUAAUAAUAAUAAUAAUAAUAAUAUCACUAAUAAAACAAAUGAGAUGGAUGCAGUAAUUGUAUCAAUUAAAACCAAGAUUACAUUUUUAAUCGAGAGAUUAAUCGCGAUUCAUUUUUUAAUCGCUUGACAGACCUAAUUUUGUCUAAAAUGUCCUGAAAUAAAGGAUUUUCUAAUUUUCUAAAUCUUUCAUUUUAAAUUAUUGUUUUUUAUAUAUCUCGGGAAGCACUGUAAAGCACAGAGCGGCGUGGUACUGAAGCAUUGGGAAGCACUGUAAAGCACAGAGCGGUGUGGUACUGAAGCAUUGGGAAGCACUGUAAAGCACAGAGCGGCGUGGUACUGAAGCAUUGGGAAGCACUGUAAAGCACAGAGCGGCGUGGUGCUGAAGCAUUGGGAAGCACUGUAAAGCACAGAGCGGUGUGGUGCUGAAGCAUUGGGAAGCACUGUAAAGCACAGAGCGGCGUGGUACUGAAGCAUUGGGAAGCACUGUAAAGCACAGAGCGGUGUGGUACUGAAGCAUUGGGAAGCACUGUAAAGCACAGAGCGGCGUGGUACUGAAGCAUUGGGAAGCACUGUAAAGCACAGAGCGGUGUGGUACUGAAGCAUUGGGAAGCACUGUAAAGCACAGAGCGGUGUGGUACUGAAGCAUUGGGAAGCACUGUAAAGCACAGAGCGGUGUGGUACUGAAGCAUUGGGAAGCACUGUAAAGCACAGAGCGGCGUGGUACUGAAGCAUUGGGAAGCACUGUAAAGCACAGAGCGGCGUGGUACUGAAGCAUUGGGAAGCACUGUAAAGCACAGAGCGGUGUGGUGCUGAAGCAUUGGGAAGCACUGUAAAGCACAGAGCGGUGUGGUACUGAAGCAUUGGGAAGCACUGUAAAGCACAGAGCGGCGUGGUACUGAAGCAUUGGGAAGCACUGUAAAGCACAGAGCGGCGUGGUGCUGAAGCAUUGGGAAGCACUGUAAAGCACAGAGCGGUGUGGUGCUGAAGCAUUGGGAAGCACUGUAAAGCACAGAGCGGUGUGGUACUGAAGCAUUGGGAAGCACUGUAAAGCACAGAGCGGCGUGGUACUGAAGCAUUGGGAAGCACUGUAAAGCACAGAGCGGUGUGGUGCUGAAGCAUUGGGAAGCACUGUAAAGCACAGAGCGGUGUGGUGCUGAAGCAUUGGGAAGCACUGUAAAGCACAGAGCGGCGUGGUACUGAAGCAUUGGGAAGCACUGUAAAGCACAGAGCGGUGUGGUACUGAAGCAUUGGGAAGCACUGUAAAGCACAGAGCGGUGUGGUACUGAAGCAUUGGGAAGCACUGUAAAGCACAGAGCGGCGUGGUGCUGAAGCAUUGGGAAGCACUGUAAAGCACAGAGCGGUGUGGUG